Betta splendens (Siamese fighting fish) is the source of this 2523-nucleotide messenger RNA. It is a transcript of the gene ramp2, whose product is annotated as receptor (G protein-coupled) activity modifying protein 2. Gene Ontology annotation, biological process: receptor internalization; regulation of G protein-coupled receptor signaling pathway; protein localization to plasma membrane. The record is from RefSeq and is a predicted model, not a curated record. Bases 1754 to 2260 code for a protein of 168 amino acids. Gene Ontology annotation, molecular function: coreceptor activity. Gene Ontology annotation, cellular component: membrane; cell surface; signaling receptor complex. Lineage: Eukaryota; Metazoa; Chordata; Actinopteri; Anabantiformes; Osphronemidae. The transcript is spliced from 4 exons.
GAAAGAAACACUCGAUUUCACACACUCUAUUUCUACUACACUAGGAUGUGUGAAUCAUUCCUACUUAACUGAAAAACAAGCAUAACCCCUCACUCACAUUUUAAACAUGUUUCUUAAAUUUCACUGUAAAGUAUCUGAUAAAAACAGGAUCAACAAAGCAAUAUUUCAUAACACGUUCUAAUGGAAACAUCAUCCAUUUCCCAAACAAUGUUUUGUUCUUAUUCUCAAAAUGAAAAUGUGGUUCAAUCACAGACGCCUGCCUUCAGACCCCCGAGGAAUACAAUUCACGUCUUUUACAAGUACAACUAGUUUCUGUGUGUUUGCGAGCGCUGUGGGGUUGUUUUGACUCAGUUCCUCGGGCUUCGUUUGCCGGGCCUGGAACGGACGAACCCUGCAAGCAACGCUUGGAGAUCCAGCUUUCCUGCCAAGAUCUCCCCGUGCGUAGUGUCGUGAGAGUCCAAGACAAACUCCCGGGGAGGUCUCCACCCGCGAGGGGGUCAACAGCAGUAGACACAAGCCCCCCCCCCCCCCCCAAUGGUUCGGGGUCGGGGGUUAACUGAAACCUCAUUAUGAGCGGCCCCCACCUGGCUCCACUUCCUGCGUUUGUUCGUCAUUCACCCCAUGCAACGUCUGCGAUCGACCCGUGAACUCCGGGUUGUGAAACAACUGGAACUUUGGAGCUCUCGCUGUUCGUCAUCCUGCACCUUCUCUUUUUUUUUUUUUCUUUCCCCUGACUGUCCCCCUACUUCCCUUUGCCAACACCCCCCCCACAAAAAAAAAAAAAAAAACCUCUCGGCUCCUCCUCCGCUGAAAAGACACAUUUCCUGAUGUCAUUACUAAAUCAAAAUGCUGCUCGGCAAACAGAUGUUGUGUGAGGCCCAGCAUGUGGAUUCGGUGACAUAAAUUAACAAGCUCGGCCGUGAGAAAACAUGCGCCAUACAUUUCACUUUUCACUUAAUCAAUGGAGCCCAGUCUUUCCAGCGCGUUUAGAAGUGGUGAGUGGCGACAGUGAGCAAUGACCUCACAGACGUGGAACAGUCACGAGCUCCUCAGGACAACAAAGAGCAGCGUUUCCCACACUUGUGGUGGAACUAUUAGGGCUUUUUUUUUUUCUCAUGCAUGCGAAUGCGGCGAGCCUUUAAAACAGCUGCUCAACACUGUGCUCCGGCUUCGGUGGAAUUAACCCAGAUAUGAAAAUCGCGGCCGUCUGCGCCGCUCGCCCUGCACAGUCACGAUCGCAGCCGCCCCCGAAAAACGCUAAGCCCUAAAUGUUUACUUAUGUUUCCUAUUUGGCAGAGGCGGCCCAAAAGGCAAAUAAAUCCCAUGCUGUGCGCCGGCCAGGCCCUUCGACUGUGAGAAACUGAGACUAAAAAGCAGAACAAGAGUUAAAGAGUAAGGGUUUUCAGAUGUGAGUCCAGCCCAGCUUGGGUGUGCUCUCUUUUAUUUGGGAGAAUGAAGAGGACAAUCUCUGUUGCCUCCUCCCCUUUAAAAAAGGAAGAAAACCCCAAAGAAACGUGCGCUGGAGAGGGGAAGAGCUCCUGCCAAGGCACAGGGGCUGUCAGACAGAUCUUCGAGGAACAUCUGGUAACCGCGGGUAACACUGUUUGGACAUCUGGUAACCGACGGUUACCCCGCGUCUCCUCCAUCCUGCCGGGUUUCCUGUUAUGCCUCGCCGCGCAGAGCCGAAGAGGUUAAGCUUUAUGGUACACGCUCACCAGUCGGGGGAAGCGCAGCUCCGUUCGUUUUUUCUGACAUGAAGGGAGCGCUUGGUUUCAUUGGGGUAUUCCUCUCCUUCCUCUCCGAACCCACGCGUGGAGUGACGCCGGAGCCAUUCGCCUGCGGGGACGCCACCGACAGAUGCCCAGACAUCUGUGACCUGUGCCAAUCGCUGGGCCAGCCGAGCCUCGACUGCCUGUCCACGCUGAACCAGCACCUGUGCCUGGCCAACUUCGUGGGCGCGAUGGGCUCGCUGCAGAGCGCCGACCGGUGCAGCUGGGGCCUGGUCAAAGUGUCCUACAGCAACUUCAGCCUGUGCACGGAGGAGAUGUCCGACUGCCUCCGGAUCCCGUGGCCCAACUCUCAGGUGGAGCGGCUGUUCGUGGACGUCCACCACGAGUACUUCAGGGACUGCCCCUCGGAGGAGCUGAGCGACCCACCGGAGGCCGUCGUCUUCGCGCUGGCGAUGACCCCCAUCUGCCUGAUCCCCAUCAUGGUCAGCCUCGUGGUGCUCAAGACCAAGAAUGGGGACGGGAGCUCGUGACGACCACCUAACCGCCAUGUAAAUCUAUAGACGGCGCUCCCCCCUUUCGCGCUAAACACAGACUGACGCUGCUCCAUCUCACAGUGACCCUGAACAGGAGCAGAGGUUUCAAGGACGCCAGCAACGGACGAAGGCCGAGAUCCUGCGGGCAAACUCCCUGCGUUUGACUGAGCUGUGACACCACGAACUCAUGCACUGUGCGCCGUUGACGCUUUUCAAUGAACGACUGCGACAAGACCCGUGUUGAACACGACGAUGUCCGC